CCACAAAACUCCAAACUUAAAAUCAACCAUUGUCAUAAUUCCUGUUUUCUUUGCAGUAGUAAAGCCACUAACCUAACUAGUCCUGUACUGCCCUUUCCUCUGAAGCGGUCUAGCGCCCCCUAGUAUAGUUGCACCUCACAAGUUUACAGUACUGCUUUACUCUCAUGUUUGCGUCAUGAUGCUUCCUUAUUAAAUCCUGAACUAAGUCUUUACAGUAUAUGGAGAUCAUAACUAUAAAAAAACAAAAAAGAGCAAUAUUUAAAUGUUUUGUUAAUAUUGGCAUCAUAUAAGUAUAAAUAACAUCACAAAAACCCGCCUAAAAUAAUAUUAAAUUGUUGUAAUAAAAGUAAUUUUAAUUUUUAAAGCAUUUAAUGAACAUUUGCCAUGACUCUUAUCCGGACCCCGAACCAGUGUUUGCAUUUGACAACUCCGCAGUGGCAGCUCGGGUUUCCUAGGGGGAAGUGGACAGCAGGCAGCACAUGGACAUCAUUUCCCAGCUAUCAACGCUGCUGCGACCCCUGGAGUAGAAGAAGGAGAAUCAGUGGUGGCACAGAUCCAGGCUGUGAUCGCACUCACAGUCAGAGCCGCCGCUGCCGCUGCUGCCGCCGCUUCAGUCUGUGAUCGCAGCUCCACAGCACGCCGCAGCGGGGAGGAGGAGGAGGAGGAGGAGACGGGGAGCUGUCAGAGAAAUCUGGAUGAGAGCAGGAGCCGCUGCAGGCAUGUUGUCUUAGCGGCUCUUCCGCAGGAAGCUGAAACACCGAACGUUUAGCCGCACAACAAGAGGUUUGUCCCUUGUGCGGCGACCAUGUCAGAUAAGAUGUCCAGCUUCCUUCACAUCGGGGACAUCUGUUCCCUGUACGCAGAGGGAUCCACCAACGGCUUCAUCAGCACCCUGGGCUUAGUGGAUGACCGCUGUGUGGUCCAGCCCGAUGCAGGAGACCUCAACAACCCCCCAAAGAAGUUCAGAGACUGUCUCUUCAGACUGUGUCCCAUGAAUCGGUACUCAGCCCAGAAGCAGUUCUGGAAAGCAGCAAAGCCUGGAGGGAACACGGACACGGUGCUCCUCAACAAGCUCCAUCAUGCAGCUGACUUGGAGAAGAAGCAAAAUGACUCUGAAAACAAGAAACUACUGGGAACAGUUAUUCAGUAUGGGAAUGUUAUUCAGAUGCUUCACCUGAAGAGCAACAAAUACCUGACGGUGAACAAACGUCUGCCCGCUCUGUUGGAGAAGAACGCCAUGAGAGUCAUGUUGGACACAGCUGGGAAUGAGGGCUCCUGGUUCUACAUUCAGCCCUUCUACAAACUCCGCUCCAUCGGGGACAGUGUCGUCAUCGGUGAUAAAGUGGUUCUGAACCCUGUGAAUGCGGGGCAGCCGCUGCACGCCAGCACGCACCAGCUCGUGGAUAAUCCUGGCUGCAACGAGGUGAACUCCGUCAACUGCAACACCAGCUGGAAAAUCGUCUUGUUCAUGAAAUGGAGCGACAAUCAGGAGAUCGUCCUGAAAGGGGGGGAUGUGGUUCGGUUGUUUCAUGCAGAACAGGAGAAAUUCCUCACCUGCGACGAUCACAGAAGAAAACAGUACGUUUUCCUCCGCACAACCGGACGUCAGUCAGCCACGUCUGCCACCAGCAGCAAAGCCUUGUGGGAGAUCGAGGUGGUGCAGCACGACCCCUGUCGGGGUGGAGCCGGUUACUGGAACAGCCUUUUCAGAUUCAAACAUCUGGCCACUGGACACUACCUAGCUGCUGAGGUGAAUCCAGAGUACGAAGAGGAGUGUCCAGAGUCACGCUCCUCGCUGGACUCAGAACAGGAAGCCCUCAGAGCCCGUUUGAGGAAUGUCCAGGACAAAGUCAUGUACACCCUGGUGUCUGUCCCUGAUGGGAACGACAUCUCCUCCAUAUUUGAACUCGACCCUACCACCUUAAGAGGGGCAGACUCGUUAGUGCCCAGAAACUCCUACGUCCGCCUCCGACACCUCUGUACAAACACGUGGGUUCACAGCACUAACCAACCCAUUGACAAAGACGAAGAGAAACCUGUCAUGUUACGUAUCGGGACGUCUGCUCUCAAAGAGGACAAAGAGGCGUUCGCCAUCGUUCCUGUUUCCCCGGCAGAAGUCAGAGACCUGGACUUCGCCAACGACGCCAGUAAAGUUCUGGCUUCCAUCGCGGGAAAGUUAGAAAAAGGCACAAUCACCCAGAAUGAACGAAGAGCGGUGACGAAGCUUCUGGAGGACCUGGUGUUCUUCGUCGUGGACAUUCCCAACAACGGUCAGGACGUCCUGGAGAUCAUGGUCAACAAACCAAACAGAGAACGACAGAAACUCAUGAGGGAACAGAAUAUUCUCAAACAGAUCUUCAAGCUGCUGCAGGCUCCCUUCACCGACAGUGGAGACGGACCCAUGCUGCGACUGGAGGAGUUGGCCGACCAGCGCCACGCCCCCUUCAGACACAUCUGCCGCCUGUGUUACCGCGUCCUACGGCACUCUCAGCAGGACUACAGGAAGAACCAGGAAUACAUCGCCAAACAGUUCCGCUUCAUGCAGAAACAGAUCGGCUACGACGUCCUGGCGGAGGACACCAUCACAGCUCUGCUCCACAACAACCGCAAAUUACUGGAGAAACACAUCACGGCGGCUGAGAUUGACACGUUCGUCAGCCUGGUCCGAAAGAACCGGGAGCCCAGGUUCCUGGACUACCUUUCAGACCUGUGUGUGUCGAUGAAUAAGUCCAUCCCUGUGACACAGGAGCUCAUCUGCAACGCCGUUCUGGAUCCCACUAAUGGUGACAUUCUCAUCGAGACAAAACUGGUCCUCUCCAGGUUUGAGAUCGAGGGAGCGCCGCUGGGGGAAAAUUCCGUGGAGUCUGAGGAAGAUGAGGAGGAAGUCUGGUUGUUCUGGAAGGACAGCAACAAAGAGAUAAGGAGUAAAAGUAUAAGAGAGCUGGCCCAGGAUGCCAAAGAAGGUCAGAAGGAGGACCAGGAUGUGAUCAGCUACUACAGGUACCAGUUGAAUCUGUUUGCGAGAAUGUGUUUGGACCGACAGUAUUUGGCCAUCAACAAGAUCUCAGGCCAACUGGACGUGGACCUGAUCCUGCGCUGCAUGUCCGAUGAAGACCUGCCCUUCGACCUGCGGGCGUCCUUCUGCCGUAUGAUGCUGCACAUGCACGUGGACCGUGACCCGCAGGAGCAGGUCACGCCUGUCAAAUACGCACGCCUCUGGUCAGAGAUCCCAUCAGAGAUCGCCAUCGAUGAUUAUGACAACAAUGGAACAUCCAAAGACGAAAUCAAGGAAAGAUUUUCUCAAACUAUGGAGUUUGUUGAGAACUACCUGAGGGAUGUGGUCUGUCAGAGUUUCCCCUUCGCUGAUAAAGAGAAGAACAAGCUGACGUUUGAGGUGGUCAACCUGGCCAGGAACCUGAUCUACUUUGGUUUCUACAACUUCAGUGACCUGCUGAGAUUAACUAAGAUCCUGCUGGCUAUUUUAGACUGUGUCCACGUCAGCACCACCUUCAGUUUCAACAAACUGGACAAAGAAGAUGAAAGUAAAGGCAGUAACGUGAUGAGGUCCAUCCACGGUGUCGGCGAGCUGAUGUCCCAGGUGGUGCUGAGAGGAGGAGGCUUCCUUCCCACAACGUUCAACAACAACGCGACCGCGGGCGCAGUUAAAACGCAGACGGAACCGGAGAAGCAGGACAUCCUGGUCAUGGACACCAAGCUGAAAAUCAUCGAGAUUUUACAGUUCAUCCUGAACGUACGUCUGGACUACAGGAUCUCCUGUCUGCUCUCCAUCUUCAAGAGAGAGUUUGAUGAGAGUAACUCCCAGAACGAGUUGACCAUCACCGGAGUGGUGGAAGGACCCAACAACAUGCCAGGGGCUCUGGAUUUUGAAAACAUCGAAGAGCAGGCAGAGGGCAUAUUUGGUGGAAGUGAAGAGAACACGCCACUGGACCUGGAUGACCACGGGGGCCGGACCUUCCUGAGGGUCCUCCUUCACCUGACCAUGCACGACUACCCUCCUUUGGUGUCCAGAGCCCUGCACCUGCUCUUCAGACACUUCAGCCAAAGACAGGAAGUCCUGCAGGCGUUCAAACAGGUCCAGCUGUUGGUCACCAGCCAGGAUGUGGAAAACUACAAGCAGAUAAAGUCCGACCUGGACCAGCUGCGUUCUAUCGUAGAGAAGUCCGAGCUGUGGGUGUACAAGAGACAGGGUCCUGACGAAGGCAUGGACGCGGCGGACGGGCUGUCGACGGAGUCGGAACACAAAAAGGGUGACUCCGGUGGGACAGACAAGCCGAAGAAAGCCGAGAGUACGAGCAGUUACAACUACAGAGUGGUGAAGGAGAUUCUGCUGCGACUCAGCAAGUUGUGUAUACAAGAAGGUCUUUCAGGGAGGAAGAGCAGGAAACAGCAGCAGAGACUUCUGAGGAACAUGGGGGCUCAUGCUGUGGUCCUGGAGCUGCUGCAGAUCCCAUACGAGAAGGGCGAAGAUCUUCGUAUGCAGGACAUCAUGAAGCUCGCUCAUCAGUUUCUGCAGAACUUCUGUGCAGGGAACCAGCAGAACCAAGCUCUGCUGCACAAACACAUCAAUCUGUUCCUCAACCCCGGGAUUUUAGAGGCCAUCACCAUGCAGCACAUUUUCAUGAACAACUUCCAGCUGUGCAGUGAGAUCAACGAGCGCGUGGUCCAGCACUUCGUCCACUGCAUCGAGACGCACGGCCGCAACGUGCAGUACCUGAAGUUUCUGCAGACCAUCGUCAAGGCGGAGAACAAGUUCAUCAAGAAGUGUCAGGACAUCGUGAUGGCAGAGCUGGUGAACGCCGGCGAAGACGUCCUGGUCUUCUACAACGACCGCGCGUCCUUCCAGACGCUGGUCCAGAUGAUGCGAUCGGAGCGGGACCGCAUGGACGAGAACAGUCCGCUGAUGUACCACAUCCACCUGGUGGAGCUGCUGGCCGUCUGCACCGAGGGCAAGAACGUCUACACCGAGAUCAAGUGUAACUCGCUGUUACCGCUGGACGACAUCGUCCGCGUGGUGACACACGAGGACUGCAUUCCUGAGGUGAAGAUUGCUUACAUCAACUUCCUAAAUCACUGCUACGUGGACACGGAGGUGGAAAUGAAGGAGAUCUACACGUCCAACCACAUGUGGAAACUUUUUGAGAACUUCCUUGUUGAUAUUUGCAGGGUUUGCAACAACACCAGUGAUCGUAAACACGCCGACACCAUCCUGGAGCGAUAUGUGACUGAGACGGUCAUGAGCAUCGUGACCACCUUCUUCAGCUCACCGUUCUCUGACCAGAGCACCAGUCUGCAGGCGUCUCUGUUGGGGAAAUUUUUCCAGACCAGGCAGCCGGUCUUUGUGCAGCUGUUGCAGGCAGUGUUCAGAGUCUAUCACUGUAACUGGCUGGUCCCAGUCCAGAAGGGUUCUGUUGAAAACUGUAUAAAGGUGCUCUCUGAUGUUGCCAAAGGCCGAGCCAUCGCCAUCCCAGUGGACCUGGACAACCAGGUCAACAACCUCUUCGUGAAGUCCAACAACAUCGUCCAGAAGACGGCCAUGAGCUGGAGACUGUCCGCUCGUAAUGCUGCCCGCAGAGACUCGGUGGUCACCGCGUCACGGGAUUACAGGAACAUCAUAGAGAGACUGCAGGACAUCGUGUCCGCUCUGGAGGACCGUCUGCGACCUCUGGUCCAGGCCGAACUGUCGGUUCUCGUGGACGUGCUGCAUCGGCCCGAGCUGCUGUUCCCCGAGAACACGGACUCGCGCAAAAAGUGCGAGAGUGGCGGCUUCAUAUGCAAGCUGAUCAAACACACCAAACAGCUGCUGGAGGAGAACGAGGAGAGACUGUGCAUCAAAGUCCUGCAAACGCUGCGAGAGAUGAUGACCAAAGACCGGGGCUACGGAGAGAAGCUCAGGGCCUUUGAUGAUGAGAUGGAUUUGCCUAAGCAGCUGGAUCAAAACCAGCCUGAGAAGAUUUUGGAGGACCAGAAGAGGGGUGAAGCACUGAGACAGAUUCUGGUGAACCGUUACUAUGGCAACUUCCGUCGUACCGGUGGGCGAAGGGACAGUCUUACGUCAUUCUCUAACGGUCCCCUCAGUCCAGUUGUACCCGGGAAAAGCCAAUCAGCUUUGGGAGUCCCCGGAGGCCUGAGUCGAGGGGAGAUGAGUCUUUCAGAGGUUCAGUGUCACCUGGACAAAGAGGGAGCCUCGGACCUGGUGAUCGACCUCAUCAUGAACACGACAAGUGACCGGGUCUUCCAGGAAAGCAUCCUGUUGGCUAUUGCUCUGUUGGAAGGAGGAAACACCACCAUUCAGCGCUCGUUCUUUUGCCGUUUAACCGAAGACAAGAAGUCAGAAAAGUUCUUCAGGGUUUUCUACGACCGCAUGAAGUUGGCACAACUGGAGAUCAAAGCCACAGUGACGGUCAAUACCAGUGACCUGGGCAACAGGAAGAGGGACGAUGACAGCCAGGAUAAAGAUGCCCCUGUCCGUAAAAAAGCCAAAGACCCUGCAGUGGUCAUGACAGAGGAUGUGAAGGAACAACUGUUAGAGGCUUCAUCUGCCACCAAGAAGGCCUUCAACUCGUACCGCCGCGAGGCAGACCCCGAGGAGCACUUCACCUCGGUGGAUGGCCAGGCCAGCGGCGGAGACAAGAACCAGGAUGACGGCGAGAUGAGCUUUGUCAUCGUCAUCAUGCAGCCCAUCCUCCGCUUCCUCCAACUCCUUUGUGAGAAUCACAACAGGGACUUACAGAACUUCCUUCGUUGUCAGAACAACAAGAACAACUACAACCUGGUGUGUGAGACCCUGCAGUUCUUAGACUGUAUUUGUGGAAGCACCACAGGCGGUCUAGGCCUGCUGGGACUGUACAUCAAUGAAAAGAACGUGGCUCUCAUCAACCAAACCUUGGAGAGUCUCACAGAGUACUGCCAGGGACCAUGUCACGAAAAUCAGAACUGCAUUGCCACUCAUGAGUCAAAUGGGAUUGAUAUCAUCAUCGCUUUGAUUCUCAACGACAUCAACCCACUUGGAAAAAAGAGAAUGGACCUGGUGCUGGAGUUGAAGAACAAUGCAUCGAAGCUGCUCCUGGCCAUCAUGGAGAGCCGGCAUGACAGCGAGAACGCCGAGAGGAUCCUGUAUAACAUGAGACCUAAAGAGCUGGUGGAGGUGAUCAAAAAGGCCUAUCUCCAAGGAGAGGUCGAGUUUGAGGAGUCAAAGGAGGAGGAGGACAGCGGAGACGAGGAGGAGCAUGACGCCGCAUCCCCCAGAAACGUUGGACACAAUAUCUACAUUCUGGCUCAUCAGUUGGCGCGUCAUAACAAGGAGCUGUCCAUCAUGUUAAAGCCAGGGGGGGACAGCGGAGACGGAGACGAGGCCCUGGAGUUCUACGCCAACCACACGGCACAGAUAGAGAUUGUGCGCCAGGAUCGUACGAUGGAGGAAAUUGUUUUCCCCGUGCCCAACAUCUGCGAGUUUCUGACCAUGGAGUCGAAGCUGAGGGUGUAUUACACCACAGAGAGAGACGAGCAGGGAAGCAAGAUCAACGACUUCUUCCUGCGAGCGGAGGAUCUCUUCAAUGAGAUGAACUGGCAGAAAAAACUCCGAGCCCAGGCCGUGCUGUACUGGUGCUCCAGAAACAUGUCUGUGUGGAGCAACGUGUCCUUUAACCUGGCCGUGCUGAUGAACCUGCUGGUCUGCUUCUUCUACCCCCUGGAGGGCGUUCAGUCAGGCAUGCUGGACCCACACCUGUCUGCGCUGCUGUGGAUGGGAGUUUUGGCAACACUGGUAAUUGUUGUUAUCAUGCCUCAGCCUCUGGGCGUCCGUGCCCUGGUCAUUGUCACCAUCCUCCGCCUCAUCUUUUCCGUUGGCCUAGAGCCCACGCUUUUCCUCCUGGGUGCCUGUAAUGUGUGUAACAAAAUAAUCUUCCUGAUAAGUUUCGUCGGGAACCGAGGAACUUUUACACGAGGCUACAAAGUCAUGGUGUUGGACUUUGAGUUCCUCUACCACCUGCUCUACCUCAUCAUCUGCUGUCUGGGGGUGUUUCUUCACGUCUUCUUCUACAGUCUUUUGUUAUUUGACCUGGUGUACAGAGAAGAGACGCUGCUAAACGUAAUCAAGAGUGUGACCCGUAACGGACGCUCCAUCGUGCUGACCGCGGUGCUGGCUCUCAUUCUGGUCUAUCUGUUCUCCAUCGUGGGCUACAUCUUCUUCAAAGACGACUUCAUCCUGGAGGUCGAUCUGAUUCCCAACACCACAAUGAAAAGUGGAUCCAGUUUGGCCAACGAGUUUCUCUCUGGGGGAAUGUGUCGCGGUGGAGUCGAUCAAAACUGCACCUCAGCGAACACGCAGGAAGGGAGUGACGGUGAGAAGGCAGGUGACAAGGAGCGGACGUGUGACUCCCUACUGAUGUGCAUUGUCACGGUGUUGAGCCACGGCCUACGGAGCGGAGGAGGCGUAGGCGAUGUUCUCCGCAAACCUUCAAAAGAGGAGCCACUGUUUGCAGCCAGAGUCAUCUACGACCUGCUGUUCUUCUUCAUGGUCAUCAUCAUCGUGCUGAACCUCAUCUUCGGUGUCAUCAUCGACACCUUCGCCGACCUGAGGAGCGAAAAACAGAAAAAGGAGGAAGUGCUGAAGACGACGUGCUUCAUCUGUGGUCUGGAACGGGACAAGUUUGACAACAAAACAGUGACUUUUGAGGAGCACAUCAAAGAGGAGCACAACAUGUGGCACUACCUGUUCUUCAUAGUGCUGGUAAAAGUGAAGGAUUCCACUGAGUACACAGGCCCGGAGAGCUACGUGGCUGAGAUGAUCAAGGAGCACAACCUGGACUGGUUUCCACGGAUGCGUGCCAUGUCGUUGGUGAGCAGCGACGCUGAGGGCGAGCAGAACGAAAUCAGGAACCUUCAGGAGAAGCUGGAGUCCACCAUGAGACUCGUGGCCAACCUGUCGGGACAGUUGACGGAGCUGAAGGAGCAGAUGACUGAGCAGAGGAAGCAGAAACAAAGGAUCGGUCUGCUCGGCCACCCCCCUCACAUGAACGCCAACCCCCAGCAGCCUGCCUAAAGGUUGAACCCACCUGACAGCCCACCAC
Cynoglossus semilaevis (tongue sole) is the source of this 9089-nucleotide messenger RNA. It is a transcript of the gene itpr1b, whose product is annotated as inositol 1,4,5-trisphosphate receptor, type 1b. Gene Ontology annotation, molecular function: inositol 1,4,5-trisphosphate-gated calcium channel activity; inositol 1,4,5 trisphosphate binding. NCBI's taxonomy places the organism in Eukaryota, Metazoa, Chordata, Actinopteri, Pleuronectiformes, Cynoglossidae. The record is from RefSeq and is a predicted model, not a curated record. Gene Ontology annotation, cellular component: membrane; endoplasmic reticulum. The transcript is spliced from 60 exons. Bases 806 to 9061 code for a protein of 2751 amino acids. Gene Ontology annotation, biological process: calcium ion transmembrane transport.